ACCAUUAUCCGUGCAAAUCGAUUAACCGGCAACCGUCCGGUCCCGAGCUGCCCGGAUAAUCGACGCUCUACUGUAGGUGUUUGAGUUAUGGUUGUUGCCACUGAACGUGGAGAGUUUGAAAAUAAUUCGAAAUUUGAGGACAUCCGGUAGAUUUUACCGGGCCUUAACUAGUAAGAAUAAUAAAUAAAGCAAAAAACGAAUAUUCAUAUCAUUAUGGUAUUCACUAUAAUGGCAGAUAACCGUAUUCCGUAUUAUAGUGUUUUUGGCAACUUGCAAUCUGUAGUAAUAAAUAUCAAAUUUAGGAAUAGAGGAAAAAAACUAAUUGCUUGAAUGAAAUAAAUAUGACACUUUUCUAUCAAUUUAAAUCGCAUUAGCUUCAACAACAAUGAUUGAAGUUUCUUGGGAGUUUUUUUUAUCAAUUUGGGUAUAUUUACACAUAUUGCGUAUAUUAUCCAAGAAUUAACGAGCACUAAACGUAACGAGCACUGAAAGCAUUUCAGUUCACAUACUCCCCUUCUUUCUUGAUGAGCUGUUGAUAGAUAUAAAGCAGUACCUUUCUAUCUUUUUUGUCGAAGUAAAUCGAUAACAUAUUUGCUAUGGAACUUACAGUGCAUACAAUGAUCAGGUUUGAAAUUUAUAUUUCAUGUACAAAUUCAGCAGCUAAUCAAAAUUGUUUUCAUCUUUAUAGUUCACUCACUGCGUUUGUUGUAGUUUUGGAAUACGUUCAUGCGGUGCGUUUGGUUUGCAGUCAAUUUCAAGAGUGUGAUAUCGAAAAUAUGGACUCAAAGGUGGAGGACAUUUUCAUGUACCGAUACAUUCCAGCUGAUGUGCAAGGCCUCAAAUAUUUCAAUCUAUUAUUCGAUAAGGUGGAUAGUGAGUUUUUCCAGACCAUUCCCGCACAUAUCACUAGUUUACACAUUGGGCAAUCGACCUUAUUGAAAUCAAUCAGUGUCCCAGGAGGAACCAACAUUUCCAAGCUAAUUUUAGCUGAUAAUGAAGUGAACAAACUUGUGAUCGAUGACAAUAAUACGAUCGCAGAGCUUACUGUGAGUGUUUCGAAGCUGGCCACCAUUCCACAAUCGAUAGGCAAUUUAAAAGCAGCCCUCACGAUUGCCAUCACAAAUUGUCCUAUCGAGACACUCAACAUUGAGAUGUUUUGUGACCUUUCCAAGCUGCAAAUAUUAAAUUUAGAAGCAAACCGUAUACGUAACAUAGUUAACACUGCCCCAACACAUUGCAGCUUGUAUGAUUCGUUGCAAACACUCUCUAUAUCCCAGAAUAUGUUGAAACAGUUCAACCUGGACCCUUUCAAUAAUUUAGCGAAACUGCAGCGGCUGAAUGCGAAACAUAAUGGAAUGGUAUCGGUGCGGGGUGACUUCAACUCUGGAGCACAUUUGCACUUAUGUUUGUCAAAAAACCAAUUAAAAGCAUUAGAUCUGUGCAGAUGGCAUGUGCCCAACAUGGUGUACUUGGAGCUUGACUACAAUAACUUAACCACGAUACCGACCUGUCUGGAGAAUCUGCCCAGUGUUACUCUGCUAUCCUUAUCACGCAAUCAGAUACAACAUGUAACAAUACAGAGCUUUGCGCGAAUGAGCCUGUUGGAAGGACUAGAUCUUUCGUACAACAACUUAACAACAAUUAUGCUCAACAGUUCCCAAUAUCCAGCCAGUUUCAAAUGUAUCUGGCUUAUAAACGCUAAUCUCACCGAGCUCAACCUAUCCGUUGUUACUGUUCCAUCGCUUGAGGUUGACGUUCAAACGAACUGCAUUUCAAAGGUUGAUUUGGAACAAAUCUCACCCAACGUUACUAAACUGUAUAUGCGGAAUAAUCCAUUCGAUUGUUCAUGGCAAACGGUGGAAGAGAGGAGUAAUUUGGCUUGUGUUGAAAGUGCUGCGAAUAAGGCAAGGUGUGGGCACUAA
Molecule: messenger RNA, 1922 nt
Organism: Anopheles arabiensis
Lineage: Eukaryota; Metazoa; Arthropoda; Insecta; Diptera; Culicidae
Product: toll-like receptor 6
Exons: 1
Coding region: 597-1922 (441 amino acids)
Molecular function (GO): protein binding
Source: RefSeq, a predicted model, not a curated record